Messenger RNA from Dovyalis caffra, 1161 nucleotides. Lineage: Eukaryota; Viridiplantae; Streptophyta; Magnoliopsida; Malpighiales; Salicaceae. The record is from the annotation of a GenBank genome assembly.
AUGGCCGCUCUACAGUACCUGGAGACACUGCGCAGCGCGCAUCCAGAACUGGACGAAUGGUACAACUCACUCGCAGAUCUGUACCAGAAGAAGCUCUGGCACCAACUCACUCUCAAACUCGAACAGUUUGUCGCUCUCGCAGUUUUUCAGGCUGGCGAUGCUCUUAUACAGUUGUAUCAAAAUUUUAUCACUGAUUUUGAGACAAAGAUCAACCUUCUCAAGCUUGCUCACUUUGCUGUUAUAGUUUCUCGGCAGUAUGCAGAGAAAGAAGCUGCCAUUAGCUAUCUUGAAGGGGUGAUUGAAAAGCUUCAAGCAACUAGAGAACAACGUAUAGAUGAACCAGUGCUUUACAUUAAGAUGCAAAUAGCCAUAUUCAAACUUGAGCAGGGGGAUCAAAAGGAGUGCAAGAAGCUUUUAGAAGAUGGAAAGAGUACCCUUGACAGUAUGACUGAUAUCGAUCCAUCUGUGUAUGCCAAUUAUUAUUGGGUUUCGUCUCAAUUCUAUAAACACCGUCAGGAAUUUGCAGAGUUCUAUAAAAGUGCUCUUCUUUAUCUGGCAUAUACAUCAGUGGAGUCCCUCUCAGAUUCAUUUAAGCUGGAUUUGGCAUUUGAUCUCUCUCUUUCUGCACUUCUGGGUGACAAUAUCUACAACUUUGGAGAGUUGCUCGCUCAUCCUAUAAUAAAGAGCCUUCUGGGUACUCAGGUUGAGUGGCUCUACUACAUUCUCCAGGCAUUUAACGCUGGUGACCUAGUUCGCUAUCAAGAAUUGUGCCGCGUACACAAUGCUGCCCUGAGGGCCCAGCCAGCAUUAGUUCAGAAUGAGCAGAAGCUAUUAGAAAAGAUUAAUAUUCUCUGCCUAAUGGAAAUUAUCUUCAGCCGUCCUUCUGAAGAUCGAACUAUUCCAUUAAAUGUUAUUUCUGAGCGCACUAAGCUUUCCAUUGAGGAUGUGGAGCAUCUUCUCAUGAAGAGCCUUUCUGUCCACCUUAUUGAGGGUAUAAUUGAUCAAGUUGAAGGAACAGUGCAUGUUUCCUGGGUACAGCCAAGAGUUCUGGGGAUUCCACAAAUCAAAUCCUUACGAGAUCGACUGGACAAUUGGUUGGAUAAAGUACACACUGCCUUGUUAUCGGUGGAGGCUGAAACUCCUGAUCUAGUUGCGUCAUGA